This is a messenger RNA of Nomascus leucogenys (northern white-cheeked gibbon), 2099 nucleotides long. Its product is annotated as radical S-adenosyl methionine domain-containing protein 1, mitochondrial. Gene Ontology annotation, biological process: porphyrin-containing compound biosynthetic process. Gene Ontology annotation, cellular component: cytoplasm. The record is from RefSeq and is a predicted model, not a curated record. Gene Ontology annotation, molecular function: 4 iron, 4 sulfur cluster binding; coproporphyrinogen oxidase activity. Lineage: Eukaryota; Metazoa; Chordata; Mammalia; Primates; Hylobatidae.
AUGGCGUUCCCCGGAGCCUGGGCCGGCGUCUGGGCGGCAGCAGCCAGAGCGGCCCAGAGGAGCCGCUGCGUGGAGAACGCAGGAGAGUCCCCGAGUCCUGAGCCUGCGGGCCGGCGCGCGGCGCUUUACGUACACUGGCCUUACUGCGAGAAGCGCUGCAGUUACUGCAACUUCAAGUACAUCCCUCGCCGCGUGGAGGAGGCUGCCAUGCAGAAGUGUCUGGUGACCGAAGCGCAGACGCUGCUGCGGCUCAGCGGGGUGCAAUGGGUGGAGUCUGUGUUCUUUGGUGGGGCCCCCAGUCUAGCCAGUCCCCACACGUUGGCUGCUGUCCUGGAGGCUGUGGCACAGACAGCCCACCUGCCUGCAGACUCGGAAGUCACAUUGGAGGCUAAUCCUACUUCAGCUCGCUCCAGACUGGCAGAGUUCGGGGCAGCAGGGGUCAACAGGUUGUCUAUAGGCCUCCAGUCCCUAGAUGACACUGAGCUCCGGCUGUUGGGACGGACGCACUCGGCCUGCGAUGCUCUGCGGACGCUGGCAGAGGCCCGGCGCCUCUUUCCCGGGCGCGUGUCUGUGGACUUGAUGCUGGGGCUGCCUGCACAGCAGGUGGGGCCGUGGCUUGGGCAGCUGCAGGAACUGCUGCACCACUGUGAUGACCACCUCUCCCUCUACCAGCUGUCCCUGGAGCGGGGAACCGCACUCUUCGCCCAGGUGCAGCGGGGUGCCCUUCCAGCCCCUGACCCGGAGCUCACAGCUGAGAUGUACCAGAGGGGCCGGGCCGUUCUUCGAGAGGCUGGCUUCCACCAGUAUGAGGUCUCCAACUUUGCCCGGAAUGGAGCGCUCAGUACCCACAAUUGGACUUACUGGCAGUGUGGUCAGUACCUUGGCAUUGGGCCUGGGGCCCAUGGGCGAUUUAUGCCCCAGGGGGCUGGAGGCCACACCCGGGAGGCUCGGAUCCAGACACUGGAGCCUGACAACUGGAUGAAGGAGGUGAUGCUGUUUGGCCAUGGCACCCGGAAGCGUGUCCCCCUGGGCAGGCUGGAGCUGCUGGAGGAAGUUUUGGCCCUGGGGCUACGCACCGAUGUGGGGAUCACUCACCAGCACUGGCAGCAGUUUGAGCCCCAGCUGACCCUGUGGGACAUGUUUGGAGUGAACAAGGAGGUGCAGGAGCUGCUUGAGCGGGGCCUACUCUAGCUGGAUCACAGGGGCCUUCAGUGUUCCUGGGAGGGUCUGGCUGUGCUGGACUCUGUCUUGCUGACCCUCCUGCCUCAGCUCCAAGAGGCCUGGCAGCAGAGAACCCCCUCCCCUGUGCCAGGAGGAUGACAAAAUGUUCCUGUGUUCCAGGGUAAUGCCAGGCAAUUACCUCCCCAAGAGAAGCCUUCCUUACUUUGGAGUAAGGUCCUAAGACAGCUGGAUGAGUCAGGAAAACCAUGUCCCCUCUAGGUAUUAUUAAUAUAAGCAGGAAGGGAUCUACUAUAGGAAUGAAGUAUUUAUAAAACCACUGAAAGGGAUAGAGAAGUGAAAAUUGGAGAAAGCCAGUAGCAACUGUCAGAAAUCAGCAACGUGCAGGAGGCACAGAAAACUCCUGCUGAUGGUCUCAGCUUCCAGCAGCACAAAAGCAGAUGAUGUACUGGAAAGUGCUCAGAAGAUGCUAGAAAACCUCAUGCCUACUGUCUGCCACUGCUGGAAAAGGAAUCAUGGUUUCUAGACGUGCCUCUCAUUAGUGGACUUUAAAGCAAAUCCUGGCUGGCAGGAAAUUCUGAGGAAUAUAGUUCUUAGGCUUCCAGCCUCUACCAUGCAGGAGAGAACACAGAAGGACUGAUACAUGUUGGUGGAUCCAUGUAUGUGUCCAGCACAGCGGCCUGCUGGACUCUGAGAACUGGGAAAGAUCAGAGCAAGCCUUGCCUCUUUUCUUCGGGAAACCAGAAUAUGUUUGGGGUGGUAGGAGCCACACAGACUCUCCUGAGCCCCCUCACUGACUUCCUUCCCCCUGUGCCUUUCCUUUAAGAGUGAAGGUGGGUGGAGUUGACCAGAGAAAGGGGAGAGAAUUCAGGAAAGACCCAAAGUGUUUGUAAUUCUUCUUUGUCCUUUUACCUACAGAA